UUUGAUUUAUGAAAUAUGUCACAAGCUGAACAACAAAGUCAUGUGAGAAAUUCCGACGGGUUUAUUUUAGUAUCCUUUAAAAAAAGGAAACAUAAGGGGAAAAAAAUAGAUGUUCAAUCAGUACAUUUCGGCUCGACAUUCACGAAAAGACUAUCUCCUGAUUCGAGUUCGGCAAGCAUUGAAUCAUUUUUUCGAAAAUAUACGGAUACAAAAAGUGAUUUGACGUCGUCGCCUUUUUUCAAUGAAAUAACAGAAAAAGUUUUCCCGAUUCUGAAACAGGCAGAAAUUAGUAGAAUUAUUUGUCUUGGCCUUGGAAGGUUAUCAGAGUGUCCAAUAUCUAGGCACCAACUGGCAUUUAUAUUUUGUCUAAAAGAGUAUAUCAAUCUUCAAGACCGUAUAAAGUUUUUUGACCCAAUAUUCAGUCAACUGGAAAUAAAAAUACUGCAGCAUUUGGAUGGAGUUGUGUUGAAAGAAAAUCUCGAAGGAAAAUAUUUAUCUAACGAAAAAACUCUGUUCUAUUUACCACAUUGUCCAAAACAAAUAACCAAUAAUAUUCUUUGGAAAAAUUGGCGGCUAGAAUUGUUGAAUAACACAAUUAUAAUAAGCAACAGUUUUGAAAGCAUAUUGAUCAGCAAUCCUCGGCGGUUUUUAGAUAUAAGCGCUAACUUUAUCAGAAAAAUUGCGGAAUACUGCGACGAAAUUAGUUUGCCGAUUAAUUAUAAACACGCUGAUAUUUUCAACGAUAUUUCAUUACAUCUCUUUAACACAGAAGCGCUAAGACUCAAAGAAGAACAGUUUUGGGAAGCUACAGAACCGCUGUAUAACGAAGAAAAUCUUGAAUUUAUUACUAGAGAAAUUCAGGAUACCUUGAAGAUUGGUGACGAUGACUUUCACAACUAG
This is a messenger RNA of Malaya genurostris, 900 nucleotides long. RefSeq names its product SRR1-like protein. Lineage: Eukaryota; Metazoa; Arthropoda; Insecta; Diptera; Culicidae. Gene Ontology annotation, cellular component: cytoplasm; nucleus. Bases 16 to 900 code for a protein of 294 amino acids. The record is from RefSeq and is a predicted model, not a curated record. Gene Ontology annotation, biological process: microtubule-based process. The transcript is spliced from 2 exons.